Molecule: messenger RNA, 2352 nt
Organism: Aspergillus clavatus NRRL 1
Lineage: Eukaryota; Fungi; Ascomycota; Eurotiomycetes; Eurotiales; Aspergillaceae
Product: FAD-dependent oxidoreductase
Exons: 6
Coding region: 1-2352 (783 amino acids)
Molecular function (GO): FAD binding
Source: RefSeq, a predicted model, not a curated record
AUGGACGAAAAGCAUCGAGACAGGAGAUUCCGAGUCAUCAUCGUCGGCGGCGCCAUCGCCGGUUUGACACUUGCGCAUUGUUUGAAACGCGCAAAGAUCGACUACGUGCUUCUAGAAUCUCGUGACGAGAUCGCACCGCAGGUCGGAGCCUCAAUUGGACUCAAUGCGAAUGGAUUGCGGAUCCUAGAUCAGCUGGGUAUGUUUGACGACAUCCUCGAAUGGGCCGAGCCAUUGGGCACCAGUUAUUACUGGCGAGAGGACGGGUCACUCCUCACCCAAAAUGAAGCUAUAAAAGACAUACAGACGAGACAUGGCUAUCCCGUGUCAUUUCUAGACCGGCAGAGGGUGCUCGCUAUCCUCCACGAACAUCUGAAGGAGGACAGAUCUAGAGUCCUCCUUAGCAAAAGGGUUGUCAAAAUCGAAACUUCCGAUUCUGGAGCUAUGGUACACUGUACCGACGGCAGUCGGUACGCAGGUGACCUCGUUGUAGGUGCUGAUGGCAUCCAGAGUGUUGUGCGACAGGAGAUGUGGCGGCACAUGGAGAGCCUUGACCUGAAAGAUGUGGUCGAACGUGAACGUGCCAAGUUAAAAAUUGAAUAUUCUUGCAUCUUUGGAAUAUCUGAUGCAACCACCAACCUGACGGUAAGCCAAUGUCACCGUACUUGUGCAAUGGAUUGGUCUUUUCUCUCCGCGGUGGGCAAAGAUGGUCGAGUAUACUGGUUUGUCUUUAUCAAACUGGACCAGACGUAUUUGAAGCCCUCGUUUGCCAGAUUCAAUCGUCAAGACCUGGAUGAGACAGUUGCACGUUUCUUGGACAAGCCCAUCUCAUCGGAUGUCUCCUUCGGAGACAUUUACCGAAAUGCCACAUUCGCGACUCAUAUCCCUAUUGAAGAGGCGUUCUUCGACAAAUGGGCGUAUAAGCGACUUGUAUGCAUUGGGGAUUCGGCUCACAAGAUGACUCCCAACAUGGGUCAGGGAGCCAAUUGCGCCAUUGAGAGCGCUGCCUCCCUUGUCAAUCAUCUAAGGUCUCUUCUGAAGGUCUCUCCUGUCCCGUCUGCAAGUGAUAUUAGCAACUGUUUAUCCGUCUGGGAGCGGGCCAGACAGCCUCGAGUAAAGAAAAUCUGGGCGGCGGCCAAUGACCUUACCCGACUGGAAUCGUUGGCAACAUGGAGGCAUAGCUUCUUCACUUUUCACGCCCUCCCACGUUUGAACGAUUGGUUGACAGAUCAAUACUCUACCGUCUUCAUUGGAUCAGAGAAACUGGAGGGCAUUGCAUUGCCAAAGAGGGCAUUAGGCUGUCCGAUUGCCUUUGACAGGAAUUACCAGAGAUUGCAGGACGAACGUGGUUGGGUUCGGCUUCUGUGGGCUCUGCCAUUGGUGAUGUGUAUUCUCCUGGCACACCAUAUGAUGGGCACGACUGUUAGAGGAUUCUUGCCUCAUCUUUCUUCCAUUCUGGACAGGGAUGAUACCGUUCGUAUCAUGGUAACUUGUUUUUUGCCGUCGAUCACGGGUUCAGACGCAAUAGCUCGGCUUCAGAUGCUGACGUUCCUCACGGAUAUUGGGGCUGUCUAUGGCAUCUGGUUGCUCGACAACUACCGGCGAGGCUACUCUCGCAUAGCAUCUUUACUACCGGUUCUUUGUGGUGUAAUCUUCCAGUUCCAAGGGAUUGGUCUUGUUGCUCCAUACUAUUAUUUGAUCGACUUUCUGUUCUCCCCUCUCCUAAGUAUCCUUGUUGCGGACCGUCGCGAGAUGCGGAUUUCCGCCGCAAAGACGUUCCUACCAGUCUUUGUGCUUUUAUACUAUCCCGUGACAUGGGCCAGUUUCUUUUCCGAGACAGUUGCCACGCGACAGUGGAUGAACGCCAUCUGGCAACUCUUCCCGGUCCUGGUCCCCCUCAUUCAUUUCCUAUUAACGUCAAUGGUAGAGGAUUCGAGACCCGCAAGCCUCAGUGUGGAUCAGCGGGCGGAUAUGCCGUAUGUCCACAUCAUCUGGGUCUCCCUGGCGGCGAUCUCAGGUCUUGUUUUUCAGUAUGUGCGAUUCUCGGUCCCACCCGGGACUUCGCUAUCGGAGAUCUUCUACCCCGAGGUAGGGGAGUUCUCUUCGUCGGUGGAGUCAUUUUCGGAUGGUGUCACCCUGUUCCUCAAGUAUGACGAGCUCUUCUCCAUGGCCAGCGGGUUCCUGUGGCUACUGCUUUGUUUCCGUGACUUGAAGUUGUAUGGGGUCCAAAUCUCGCUGCUCAAAGUGGCUGCGUUUCUGGCCGCGAUGACAUGGGUUGGAGGACCUGGCGCUGCUUUUGCUCUGGGAUGGGGAUGGCGGGAAAUGACACUGACCAACAAGAUCCGGCAGUCAUGA